Messenger RNA from Knipowitschia caucasica, 1020 nucleotides. The record is from the annotation of a GenBank genome assembly. Lineage: Eukaryota; Metazoa; Chordata; Actinopteri; Gobiiformes; Gobiidae.
AUGCCUUUCCUCCAUGGAUUCAGAAGGAUCAUCUACGAGUACCAGCCACUUGUGGAUGCAGUCAUGAGCGCAGUGGGAGUCAAGGAAGGAAAUGGGAAUCAAGCAGAGAGAUUAUGGAGUCCUGAAGAGGAGAGCCGUGUUUGUGCUGCACUAGUGGAGUUACUGGAGCGGGAGUCACACUCUGAAGUGUUUAAUGAAGGCAUCAGUUAUGCUCUCUUCAAAAUGGCAGAGCACGGCCUAAUAUAUGCAGCAGAAAUUCUACUACGAUAUGGAGCUAAUCCAAACUUUGAAGACCCUGUGUCAUACUACACCCCACUACACAUAACUGUUUUAAGAAACAAGCCAGGCAUGGUGAAGCUGCUUGUUGCACAUGGAGCAGACAUUGAAAAAAGGGACAGGAUCCACGAGAGUAGCCCCUUAGAUUUGGCAAGUGAAGAAUCUGAGAGACUGUCCUGUUUGCUUACAUUGAUGGAUUUGAGCGCUGAUGUCAAUGCAAAAGACAAACACGGAAAAACACCUCUACUUCACGCAUUGGCGAGUAGUGAUGGACUCACUGUGAACAACACAGAGAGUAUAAAGCUUCUACUUCAGAGAGGUGCUGAUGUCAAAGCAUGUACAGUUGACGGUGAAAGUGUUGAAUCCGCAGUGGUUUUCUUGGUAAAAGAAGCAAUGGACUCCAGUGCAGAAGAUGCAGCUGAAAUUGGCAGAUUUUGCUUAAAGACCACUGAACUGCUCAUGGCCCACGGAGUAAACCCCAGCCUCUGUCUGAAUGAAGAGGGAGACGCGUCUCUCACUCAGACCAGCCUGGACUUCUUUGACUUGCUCUUCCCUCUGGCCACACUCAUUCUUCAGAGUGGACCGUCUUUACAGUGCACGCAUCACGGAGACGAGUCCGCACUGAUUGUGGGGGGGUUCCUGAAGGCAGGGGUGGGGUUUGUCCCGUCGGGUUCUUUGUAUCUUUCCUUUGGAAUUGUGCCGGUAGCUGCUGUUUGGGGUGAUGAGCGCUGCACUUGUCCCUAG